GCUCUUUCGUUCCAUUCUCAAAUCGUCAGUCCCAUUCUCCCCGAGAUUUCCCCUUGUCGUUUUUCCCCCGGCCGUGUAGUGUGUGUCGUGUGGCUUCCCCGGGUGGCUUUCACCAGUCAUUGGCUUACCCUUCCGCUCACUCGCUCGCUCGCUUUCUCGGGUCAAGACUCCAUCCAUCCAGCUGGGCUCAAGGGGGUUGUGGUGAGGAAGUGCCAGAGUGUGGCUGGCCUCCUGCUUGCUUGGCUGGCUGGCUGGCGGGUUGGCGGGCUGGGUCGUGGUGGAACUCCAAUUGCGUGCCGGAUUGGAUGGCAGUGGUCUCGUUCCACACGCUAGCCCCAAACACACACUGACAGACAGACAUACAUACACACACACACACACUGGCAGGCAUCCCUCCAUUCUCAGUCAGCUACCCUCCUCAAGUUUCACCGAUUCCAGAGGGCGGGUGUGCCAGCCACCCAUUCCGCACGCACUUGGUCGAGGGAUCACCCGCACCGAGGCCACGCUAUUGAGCCGUGCUCACGGCCGGUCGAGUUAGAAGCCGUGGGUGGCGGCAUUCCUCGUCACUAGGUUGCAGGGGGGCCCGCCCCUUGACUUUAUAAAGAGGAGUCAUCAACCGAUCGCUGUCUUUUGUCACGCUCAUUGGCACACCUAACGGGCUGGCCAGAUUGGAAAGGAGCCGGCCUGAACCCCUGAGAGAUCGGAUCCGAUUGGGUCUUGAUCGAUCCCGUGGCCAAAUCGUCCCCCGGAAUCGUCCGGCCGGAAGAUGGGUUCGGGUCCCGAGGAGAGCCAGUAUGUGGUGGCCAAAUACGACUACACGGCCCAAGGCAACCAGGAGUUGGACAUGCGUCGCAAUGAGCGUCUGCUGCUCUUGGAUGACUCCAAGCACUGGUGGCGGGUCCAGAACAGUCGCCAAGACACGGGCUACAUCCCUUCCAAUUAUGUCAGAAAGGAGAAGCCUUCCAUCUUCGAUAGCAUUAAAAAGAAGGUCAAAGGCGGCGGCGGUCACCACGGCGCCCCCAACAAUUGCAAGACUUUGCCCAUGAAUGCGGGCAGUCCGCUCUCUACCCAUCAGUCGAAUCAGAAUCGGAACGCCUCACUCCGUAUGACCAAACUCACCCCGGACCUGGCGUCCGAGGUGAUCUCGUCGGCCGUGGUCAAAUACAACUAUCAAGCUCAGCAGUUAGACGAACUCAGUCUAGUCAAAGGCUCUCGCGUGCUCAUCCUGGAGAAAUCGGGUGAUGGGUGGUGGCGAGGCCAAGCUGGUAACAAGUGUGGCUGGUUUCCCUCGAAUUACACCCAAGAGGAGCUCGAGGAGCCUCACACUUAUUGUAUGGCGGAAAAUGUACUCGACAUUAUGGUGGCUUUAUACGCCUUCCAAGCUCAAAACGACACCGAGCUCACGUUUGACAAAGGCGAUCGGCUCGAAGUGAUCGAUCGACCGGCUUGCGAUCCGGAUUGGUAUAAAGCCCGUAACACCCAGGGUCAAAUUGGACUUGUACCCAAAAACUACUUGGUCGAGCUCAGCCAGUACCUCACAUCUGAAGUGGAGGGGGGGAACGGUGGUGGGAACUCGACCAACGGGGCCAGUCAUGUCACCGAAAAACGCGGCCUGACCCAGCAUCCGGCCAUUUUGGACACCAUCAAGCAACAGCCAUGGUACUACGGACCCAUAUGUCGAGCCGAGUGUGAUACGCUGCUCACGCAGAAAGGCAUGGAUGGUGAUUUUCUUAUCCGAGAUUCCGAAACUAACGUUGGUGAUUUCUCUGUAUCUUUAAAAGCUCCAGGACGGAACAAGCACUUUCGAAUCCACGUAGAAAACACAAUGUACUGCAUCGGGCAGCGCAAGUUCACGUCUCUCAAUCAAUUGGUGGACCACUAUCAGAGGGCUCCCAUUUACACUAGUCAAAAGGGCGAGAAACUCUUUCUCAUCAGGCCUCUGCCCAAAUGAACAAGACUGUGACUCGACAGACAUGCUUCACUGCGGCCUAUUCAUAACAGAAUCGUGCGAGCCCGCCCUUCACUGCGACCUAUUCAUAACAGAAUCGUGCGAGCCCGCCCAACCAAACUGUCCCAUCUUCAUUUCCGCCCUGUUUUAGAACUCGAGGCGGCGUUAAUCCUGAUGGCCGGUAUGAGGUUCCAGAUUCAUUCGCACAUGAAUUUAAUCACAAUGCUACGCGGAAAUGCAAGAAGAAACGACUUGUGUACAUUGAAAGUUUUUCACAUAUUUGGUCAAUGGUCAGUAGCUAUGCGCGAACCCUGAUCCCACGAAUUAAUUCCCCUUUUCUAUGGAUUUUGAUUGCAGCAUGCAUUAUGAUUCCCUUGUUUCGUUACCAGAGAGUCCUGUAACAAGGUCUUUCCGUUUUUCCAUCUGAAUCCCUCAAAUGAAAACAAACCUCUCAGCCCUUUUAAAGCAAGUAAGACAGACGAGCCCCCCUGUUUCUCUUCCAUCUCUGCCACUGUCUCUAAUCAUGCAUUGCAAAAAAGACAAUAAUAAUAUUGGUAAGAUUCAUUGUAAUAGGCGUGAGCUAGAUGCCCUGUUUUAGAGGGACCCUCUCCUCUAUCCCAUUCGUGCAAUUUUUUUGCUCCAACCAUGCGUUCAAAGGCAUUCAAGUUCUUUAAGCUCUUAAUAUAACGAACAAUGGAUGAACAAACCAGACUUUAAAGUCGAGUGUUUCCAUUGGUUCACGCCCCAAAUUAUUGUCUUUAGUACUUGCUUUUGAUACUAAUAAAGCAGCUUCAUCAAGA
Tigriopus californicus is the source of this 2748-nucleotide messenger RNA. RefSeq names its product cytoplasmic protein NCK1-like (gene dock). The transcript is spliced from 3 exons. The coding region runs from base 767 to 1951 and encodes 394 amino acids. Lineage: Eukaryota; Metazoa; Arthropoda; Copepoda; Harpacticoida; Harpacticidae. Gene Ontology annotation, molecular function: protein binding. The record is from RefSeq and is a predicted model, not a curated record.